Messenger RNA from Manduca sexta (tobacco hornworm), 4459 nucleotides. RefSeq lists its product as uncharacterized. Lineage: Eukaryota; Metazoa; Arthropoda; Insecta; Lepidoptera; Sphingidae. The record is from RefSeq and is a predicted model, not a curated record. The transcript is spliced from 2 exons. Bases 155 to 3661 code for a protein of 1168 amino acids.
UUUUUUGUACUGGCAACAUGAAAUCUAUAGUUAUCUAUGCCAUGAAUUGGCCUUGAAUCAUUUGCAUUGUACAAGUAAAUAGUUCUCAUAACUAGGUGGAAUAAAAAGUUUCUUAUUUUUAGAACGAAUUUCAUCGUAAUACGAGCAACUCAAGAUGGAUACUUCAACGCUGGAACAUGAGAAUCUAGGAAAAAAACACAAAAACUACAACGAAUUUCUACAUAAAGCACUCAAAGAUGAAACAAUCAUCAAAAUUGAAGACGUGGACUUUGACAAAAAUGAUCAAGACAAUUUACUGAUAAUAGAUGUCGCAUGUGAGAAAAAGAAUGUGGAAUUUGUACUUAAUAUUCUUAAGUCGGAAGAUAUGAUGUAUGUCUCCAGAGCGCUGCAGAAGAGUACCUGGCUAUUUACUGAUGACCAGUAUGCCCACAUCAUUAACCCACAAUAUGUACGGGAGCAACUUUUACCAGAAAUGUCUACAAAAGCCGGUCUGAAAUUAUUGAAAUAUAUCAGACGCUAUUUGAACAAUGAACCGCGCGUUGAACAGUUUUAUUUAAGCGAAAACAGGAUAAAAGAAGCACUUAAAUGGCUCCCGAAUUGCUCCAUCCCCUUUAUUAAGAAACACGUGAAACUACACGCAGAUAAGUUGGAGCCAAAGUUAUUCAAACGUCUCUGUGAAAAAUCUAUAAAAGUCUUCGAAAUAGUAAUAGGAAAUACUUAUUAUUCGUUACCAUGUUUUGACAUCGCAAAGUUCUUACUGAAAACUAAUACCGAUCAAUUUUUAGAUUUCUUAGAAGACACUAAAUAUUCGACAUCUUUACCUAAAUUUAAUGUUAAAUGUACAGAGUUACUAAUGAAAGAAUCGCGUGAUAGAAUCCUUGAAAAAUUCGAUAAAUACGUGAAUUUGAUAGAUAUUGCUACUUUUGCUAAGCAUAUAGAAAAAGAAAGUAUAAAAGAUUUUUUAUUAGAGCAAGCUAACAAAGCGGAAAGCGAUCGAAUAAAUUAUGAUCUGAGAAACUUUUUAAAAUCUCAUGAAAUAUCAUAUCUUAUUAAAAGAAUACCAAGAGAAGAACGAUUUGAUUUCGUAAAAACAGUUUUUAUUGACAACAUAGCUCAACAAAAGGAUAAUGUAAUCAUACCUUUCGACUCAGAAAUGUAUCGCAUGAAGAAACUAUCGCAGGCUUGUGGGUUAAAAAAACAUGAGUGGUAUCAAUUUGCUCCAUUUCAUAUAGCUUUUGAGGCAAUUACUAAAAUGAUGAAGAUGGAACCUAUUCCCGUUAAAAAGUAUCCAAUGUUAAUCACUCUUAUAUGUAUUGUAGGUAAAAGUGAGGAGAAUCUUCAAACUCUAUUAAAAUACUAUAUAAGCAACCAUAUUAAUGACGAAUACAACCUGAAAAACCAGUUCAUAAGCAAUCUCAUAAAAAAAUCCCCAGUUUAUAAAUAUAGUAAAAUCUCUUGGGAAAUAUUGAAUGAAAUAUUUAAGAGCAUGAAUGUUUAUAUAGAUAAAGAACAAGAUGUGCAAGACUGUGUUAUUUCAAUAGUCCUUCACAAUUGUUUGAACAACGAAGAAGUACCCGAAAUAAUAAUUAAAAAGUUUUCAUUUGAGACUCUUAAAUUUUACCGCAAUAAACUGAACAACGAAGAGCAAGAAAAGGUAUUUACGUUUUUGUAUAAUUAUUUAGUGCGUAAAAUUCAAAAACAAAAUGUUACCACAGAAACGGAACUUAAAGAAAUAUCAAAAACGUUGGAACAAAUGUUGAACCUACUUAACGAUUGGAAAAAAGAAUUAGUUGCUUACCCAUUUGUUCUGAAUAAAAUAAAAGAAAUAACAAAAAUCAAACACGAGAAUUCUUGGAAAGCAAGUCUUUCAGCAUUGUAUAAUAUUAAUAAAUCCUGGAGAAAACACAUGUUUGAAGAAUCUCUACUUUUGUACCCUUCUCAAGAUGUGUGUGUGAAUGCUUUGAAACACGACCCAGGAUUACUUUUGCGAUAUAAUCAGGAAGUAAAGCAGAUAUGUUACGAUGACAAUGUGUCUAUGAAAUUGUUACAUAGCAAGCUACGUAUUUACUGGCCCGAAUCUUUGGCCCUCGAUUGGGCAAAUGGAUACCGAGAACGUCUCAAGAAUUUAGAGGGCCACAAAGCUGUCGUACGUGGUUUGUGUGGCUUAAUACCUGAAAAGUCUCUAAUUGAUAUUAUUAAGAAUUAUGCACCAGAGGAAGCAAAGAUCAAUUGGAAAGAAAUCGAUGAAGUUACGAUUAGUUUGCGAAGACAUAUUGCUAAAAAUAUGCAUCUGGCACGACCUCAACUAAAUCCCAAUGCCAUUUUCUGGUAUGCCAAGGGUGAUUACUUACAGUACGCUCUUCCCUCCCUUCUCGCCGUGUUUUAUAAUAUGAACUCUGAUCUCAGUCGGGAAUUCAUACCGAAACUAUUAGAUGCUCCGGUAUCUGUACAAAAACAUGGUAUUCGUUUUGCCUUUCUGAGACUCGAACCAACAAAACUCAAAACAAUAUUCUUGAAUAUAUGGAACGAUUCCAAUAAUCCUAGUAUUCGUGCGGAGUUAUUUAAACAUACGUUUAAACUUCUCAAGUCUGAGGAGACUGAUAAAGUAGAAGAAGUGUGGACACUAUUGCAAUUAUUCAUAAAUAACUUAAAUCAUACAGAUGAUGCUAAACUAUUUGAUCUGCUAGUGCGUAUGGACGAGGUGCCGUCACUCAUCAGACCAAAUUAUAUUGUUACAUGUUACAAUGCCUAUAAACGUUUACGAGAACACUUUAUAACUGAUGGCGUUUACCGGUACGAAAGAAACAUGGAUACCUUAAUAGAAUAUUGCAAAUAUAUAAUAGAGUCUAUUGAUAAGGAAUUUAUUAGCCAAAUAAUAAAAGAUUACCUAAAUAAAAAGUUAUUUAACUUUGAAGGUGAAAGUGCAAUUGCAAUUGGCGACUAUAAUGAAAUGAUUAAAGUAGUUUCGGGAUAUCUGCUCUACGCAACGAGUAUAGAACAACAGACUGAACUAUAUGAAACUAUUUUGGACCCUGUCUUAACACGUUUAUUCGAAAACAAAACGAAUCUCACUAAACAGUCUAAUAAUUUACAAAAUUUAUCAACAUUACUUUUCAGGAUUUAUAUUGAUUUGAAAGAGUAUGUUCUGGAUAAACAUUUGAUUAUACCAUACAAAAUGUUUUGUUCUAUUCAACAGAAAUUAGAAUCAUUGCCUGUACCAGAAAACUACAAAAUGUUAACAAUGUGGAAAUUAGCAACAGCUUUGGCAAAACUGUUAAGCGAAUACGACACAACAUGCGAUUGGGAUGACAUAACAUUGGACAUAGCUCCAGAAUUUGCUAAUUUUUGUAGAUCUUAUUUGAAAGAAGAAGUGACUACGCGAUUUUCCUGUAUUUACGUUCUUUUCUCCAAUGUUCUACAUAAAAUGCUUAAUGCUAUAAUGUCUACCGACACUAUCUGUAAAAUUUAUGAAUGUAUGCUUAAAGACAAAGAUUUUGUUCAAGCUUUUCUGAGCGUAACAUCAAUUAUACCUGCCAAGUGCUACCUCACAUGUAGCAAUGAAGUGAAGUAUAAUAAAAUACAUACAAUCAUAGCAGAACGACCCGUGCCUGAAAUUAAAAUGCAUUAUUACAGCAGAUUUCCAACAUACGCCGAAGAAUAAUGUUUCAUUGAAUUCUGAAAUAACUAAUACACUAAAAUGUUGUUAUUUCAUUUAAUAAUUGAAAUAGAUAACCACGCAUUGAGGGCUUUUAGUAAAAGCUCUCAAUUAGUGUUUGGGAAUUCCCGGCAAUUUCAAAGUUCCGGGAAUUCCCGGAACUUCGAGAAAUUUAAUAAGAAAAAAAUGUUUUUGUUGUUUUUAGAGUGGUAAGCCCUUUAUAAAAAAUAAUUUAGUCAGUAUCUGGUGAAACGUUAAAAUGUUUUAAAAAAGGCAAUUCGUUGUAAAAAUCAACAUCAUUAAAUAGAAAAUUAAGUCUUAACCUAUUUAACGUUAAUUUCAGUCUUAGUAAUUGCUUUGUUCAUUUUUUUUAUCACCCAUAGAUUCACUUUAAGCUGUAAAAUCUUAUAACUAUAAAACGAACUUAGUUAAAAAUCAUACACAUUCAUGAUAACUUUACUUUUAUCUAGUAAUUCUACUAUCUAAUCAUUGAUCAUAAUUACAACAUUGUUAAUUCUCAUAAUGCCUGACUGACUGCAAACAAAAUAUUAAGAUAUUGUUGAGCUGCUUGGCCGGUUCUCAUUCACGUUACAACAAUCAUUUAGGCAAACAGAGACUACUAGAUAGUAUCAAAUUAGAUAAUAUGGUAAUAUUUAACAAUAGCGCGCGACAUAAGUUACUUGAAUGAAACACUUUCAUAAAUAAUGAACCUCAUAAAACGUUUCAUGAAUCCAACAUAUUUUAAUACGUGUGCAUACUAUUUUUUUAUGUAAUAUUUUUAUUUCAAUAAAUGUAUUUGUCAUU